Messenger RNA from Daphnia magna, 864 nucleotides. RefSeq lists its product as uncharacterized. The coding region runs from base 477 to 743 and encodes 88 amino acids. Lineage: Eukaryota; Metazoa; Arthropoda; Branchiopoda; Diplostraca; Daphniidae. The transcript is spliced from 6 exons. The record is from RefSeq and is a predicted model, not a curated record.
UUCUUUUUUGUUUUCUUUAAAGAAAAGGGAGGAUCGAGAUCGAAAUGUUGAACUAACGCACCGAUAUAAAAAAGGGCAUCGGAUGGUAUUACAUUCAGUCCCACAUCAGAUUCCAUACGCCCAACUUCCCUCCUCUACGAAGAUGAAAUUCGUGAUCUGCGUUGUUUCUUGCGUUUGCCGCAGCGAAAGCUGCCCCCAACCCAUCCUAUGUACAGUAUGGAACUGUUCCAGUUGGCUUUCAAAGCCAAUAUCACGCGCAAAAUGAGCUUGGCCAAUACGCGUUUGGUUAUCAAGAACCUAACCAGGUACGGACCGAGACCAAGGAUGCUUUUGGCAUCGUCCGCGGAUCCUACACGUACGGAAACCCAGACGGAACUGUCGUGGUAAACAACUACUACGCAGAUGAGAAUGGCUUCCGCUCUUCUUUAGCACCGUCCAACGGACCACUUCUACCCCUUGUGGGAAAGGCACCUAAAAUGCCUAUCAGCCACGUCCCCAUUGCCGUUGCUGCCGCACCAGUUCCAGUAGCCACUGCACCUGAACAUGUUGUAGCUCCCACGGCAUCGGUGAAAGUUGAGCAGCCAACGGUGGUAAAGUUUGCCGGUGGCCACGUUGCUCCAGUUGCAACAGCUCCACUAGGGAUCAACCCAUACGGAUACGCCUACUCGCCUUACUCCUACCCUUCAUACCACUAUGCGCCUCAUGUUUCGCCUUACGGAACCGUAGUAGUGCGAUCUUGGUAGAGGGCAUCGCAGUAUGAUACGAAUUUGAAUUUGAUUAAAUUCCUCCCUACGCCAUCACAUUCCUUUACAGUUUUGACGGAAAAUCUCGAAUUGAAAUUAAAAUACACCAUCACUUUUCGAA